AUGACAAGUUCGGAUAGGAUGACAAAAGCUAUGUCCAUAUUAAAAGAGUUUGAAGAGAAGUGUUCUACACCAAUUGGAAAACUGAGACAAGUUGCUGAUGCUAUGACUGCUGAGAUGCAUGCUGGUCUUGCUUCUGAAGGUGGUACCAAGCUUAAGAUGCUUAAUAGCUAUGUUCAUAAUCUCCCUACUGGACAUGAACAUGGGUUAUUUUAUGCUUUGGAUCUCGGCGGCACAAACUUCCGUGUGUUGCGUGUACAGUUGGGUGGAAGAGAUGGGUGUGUUGCUAAACAAGAAUUUACCGAAGUCUCGAUUCCUCCUGAACUGAUGACUGCCACUUCAGGUGAGCUAUUUGAUUUCAUUGCGAAGGAACUCGCAAGAUUUAUAGCUACAGAAGAAGAUUUUUUCCUCCCUCCUGGUAGUCAGAGGGAAUUGGGUUUCACCUUUUCAUUCCCUGUCAAGCAAUUAUCAAUCGCGUCUGGAACUCUUAUUAGGUGGACAAAGGGUUUCUCCAUUGACGACGCGGUUGGUAAAGAUGUAGUGGUAGAACUAACCAAGGCCUUAGACAGACAGGGGAUUGACAUGCGUGUGGCAGCUCUGGUGAACGGUACAAUUGGUACAUUAGCUGGAGGCGAAUACUUCAAUAAUGAUGUUGCAGCUGCAGUUAUUUUAGGAACUGGAACAAACGCAGCAUAUGUAGAGCGUGCACAUGCCAUUCCCAAAUCAGGAGAAAUGGUAAUCAACACGGAGUGGGGUAACUUCCGGUCAUCACACCUUCCUGUUACUGAAUACGAUCAGGCUUUGGACCAGGACAGUCUUAACGUUGGUGAACAGAUUUUUGAGAAGAUAAUUUCUGGGAUGUACUUGGGGGAUAUUGUGCGUAGAGUCCUCUGCAAAAUGGCUGAAGAGGCUGGAUUUUUUGGUGAUAUUGUUCCAUCAAAACUUAAGACUCGAUUCGUUUUGAGGACUCCUGAAAUGUCUGCCAUGCAUCAUGACACAUCCCCUGAUUUGGCAGUGGUUGGAAGCAAAUUGAAGGACAUCUUUGGGAUAUCUGAUACUAACCUUGAAACAAGAAAAUUGGUUGUAGAUCUCUGCAACAUUGUUGCAACACUUGCUGCCCGUCUUUCGGCUGCAGGGAUCUUGGGUAUUUUGAAGAAGAUGGGAAAAGACACGGUAAAGGAAGGAGAUAAGCAGAGAAGUGUUGUAGCCGUGGAUAGAGGUUUAUUUGAGCACUACACCAAAUUCAGAUCCUGUUUGAAGAGCACCCUCAAUGAGUUACUCGGAGAUGAAGUUGCACACACGGUUGUUAUUGAGCAUGCAAAUGAUGGCUCUGGAAUUGGAGCUGCUCUUCUUGCAGCUUCUCAUUCUCAGUAUCCCGGAGUUUAA
Messenger RNA from Papaver somniferum (opium poppy), 1383 nucleotides. RefSeq names its product hexokinase-1-like. The record is from RefSeq and is a predicted model, not a curated record. Gene Ontology annotation, cellular component: cytosol; mitochondrion. Gene Ontology annotation, molecular function: glucokinase activity; mannokinase activity; ATP binding. Gene Ontology annotation, biological process: glycolytic process; glucose 6-phosphate metabolic process; intracellular glucose homeostasis. NCBI's taxonomy places the organism in Eukaryota, Viridiplantae, Streptophyta, Magnoliopsida, Ranunculales, Papaveraceae. The transcript has a single exon. The coding region runs from base 1 to 1383 and encodes 460 amino acids.